Messenger RNA from Meleagris gallopavo (turkey), 3479 nucleotides. The record is from RefSeq and is a predicted model, not a curated record. Lineage: Eukaryota; Metazoa; Chordata; Aves; Galliformes; Phasianidae.
CAAACCAGAUACAAAAUGAUUUUUCAAACUCUGCUUCCUAUUACUUUCUCUACAGCAGUUGCAGCAGCAGCAGCUUCAGCCAACGGUGCUGCUGGGGGCCUGGCAGGAACCACCAACGGCCCCUUCCGCCCCCUGGGAACACAGCAGCCCCAGCCUCAGCCGCAGCAGCAGCCCACCAACAACCUGGCCUCCAGCUCGUUUUAUGGCAACAACUCACUCAGCAGCAAUUCCCAGAGCAGCUCCCUCUUUUCUCAGGGCUCUGCCCAGCCUGCCAACACCUCCCUGGGCUUUGGGAGCAGCAGCUCCCUUGGUGCCACGCUGGGGUCUGCACUGGGAGGCUUCGGGACGGCAGUUGCCAACUCCAACACUGGCAGCGGCUCUCGCCGAGAUUCCCUGACAGGGAGCAGUGACCUGUACAAGAGGACAUCCAGCAGUUUGACACCUAUCGGACACAGUUUUUACAAUGGCCUCGGGUUUUCCUCCUCUCCUGGACCUGUGGGUAUGCCUCUGCCCAGCCAAGGACCUGGCCACUCUCAGACUCCACCACCUUCCUUAUCUUCACAUGGAUCUUCUUCCAGUCUAAACCUGGGAGGGCUCACAAACGGAAGCGGCCGUUACAUCUCUGCUGCUCCUGGAGCUGAAGCCAAGUACCGCAGUGCAAGCAGUGCCUCCAGCCUCUUCAGCCCCAGCAGCACGCUGUUCCCCUCGUCCCGCCUGCGCUAUGGCAUGUCUGAUGUUAUGCCCUCCGGCCGCAGCAGGCUGCUCGAAGACUUCCGCAAUAACCGCUACCCCAACUUACAGCUGAGGGAGAUUGCUGGGCACAUCAUGGAGUUCUCCCAGGACCAGCAUGGAUCCAGGUUUAUUCAGCUGAAACUGGAGCGUGCUACCCCAGCAGAACGUCAGCUUGUGUUCAACGAGAUCCUCCAGGCAGCUUAUCAGUUGAUGGUGGACGUAUUUGGAAAUUAUGUCAUCCAGAAAUUCUUUGAAUUUGGCAGCCUGGAGCAAAAGUUAGCCUUGGCAGAACGUAUCCGUGGGCAUGUUCUGUCCCUGGCUUUGCAGAUGUAUGGAUGUAGGGUGAUCCAGAAGGCCCUUGAGUUUAUUCCCCCAGACCAGCAGGUAAUUAACGAGAUGGUACGGGAGUUGGAUGGCCAUGUCCUGAAGUGUGUAAAAGACCAGAACGGUAAUCAUGUGGUGCAGAAGUGUAUUGAGUGCGUGCAGCCUCAGUCCCUGCAGUUUAUCAUUGAUGCAUUUAAGGGACAGGUUUUUGCGUUGUCUACACAUCCAUAUGGCUGCCGUGUGAUUCAGAGGAUCCUCGAGCACUGUCUUCCUGAGCAGACUCUUCCCAUCUUGGAGGAGCUUCACCAGCACACUGAGCAGCUUGUGCAGGAUCAGUAUGGGAACUAUGUUAUCCAGCAUGUACUAGAGCAUGGUCGGCCUGAGGACAAGAGCAAGAUUGUAGCAGAAAUUAGAGGCAACGUGCUUGUCUUGAGUCAACAUAAAUUUGCUAGCAACGUUGUGGAGAAGUGUGUGACCCACGCCUCCCGUACGGAGCGCGCCAUGUUGAUCGACGAGGUGUGCACUAUGAACGAUGGCCCUCACAGUGCCUUAUACACCAUGAUGAAGGAUCAGUAUGCCAACUACGUGGUACAGAAGAUGAUCGAUGUGGCAGAACCAGCUCAGAGGAAGAUUGUCAUGCACAAGAUCCGGCCCCACAUCGCCACCCUGCGCAAGUACACCUACGGCAAGCACAUCUUGGCCAAGCUGGAGAAAUACUACAUGAAGAAUGGCGUGGACCUGGGGCCCAUCUGCGGGCCUCCAAACGGCAUCAUCUGAGGCGCUGAGCAGCCCGGCCAUCGGCAGCCACAACCAGCAGCCAGCCCUGUUCCAAUACGCAGCUCGAGGUGUUACGGUUGCUAAACUACUAAAAGAAGAAGAAGAAGAAAAAAAAAGCCUUUGUAAAUUUCUUUAAUUUUAUUAUGCAUAACAUGUACUAAUUAUUUUUUUUAAUUAACUGAUUGCCCUGCUGUUUUACUGGUGUAUAGAAUACUUGUACAUAGGUAUCAAAUGUACAUGGAAGGCCACAUUUUUGUUCACUGUUGUAUCUAUAUUCCAAAUGUGGAAACUUUCAGGGUGGUUGGUUUGAAGUACAAAAAAACACACAAUGUUUUUAAUCCAUCUGCCUUGCAGGCAACUCUUUGCAGAUACUCGUUGUUCUCCUCUGACUCAGAAGUCAGCGACAGGUUUGGAUUUUAGUUGAACGGCGCGAGAGACGCAUUUAAUGCUGUUUAUAAAUAUUAAAAAAAAAAAGAGAAAUCAACUCGCUAUGAAGCUUCAGUUUAAAAAAGAAUUAAGUUUUUGAAACUUUUUAAUUGCUUUAUUUUUGGGUUAUUUUCGUUUUAUUUCGAGUAUAACUUGCUAAAGGAGGUAGCGUAGUGCUCGUUUGGGGAGGAAGAUGGACAUGGCCAGGAGGGUUUUAAAGCGAGGGUCGGGUGGGUGUCCUUAUUUACUGCCUACUCAGUUUGUGUUCUGUUAACGUGGAGAGACACCAUUUGAUUAUUUAGCAUGAGGAAAACAAACCCAACUCGGCUUUGGUCUUGCUUCUAUAAAUAUAUAGUGUAUACUUGGUGUAGACUUUACAUAUAUAAAAAUUUGUAGUAUUUUCUUGUUUUGAUGUCUGAUCUGUAUCUAUAAUGUACCCUAGUAGUGGAACAUACUUCUGACUGUACAAUUGUACAUUUGUAAACCUCUGUAAUGUAAAUGUGGAGAAGUUUGAAUCGACAUAAACCCGUUUUUUGGUAAGAAAAAAAAAAGAAUUAGCAAAACCUGUGCAUUUCAGUGUAUAUUCACACCUUUUAUGGUCGUAGCAUAUAGUGUUGUAUAUUGUAAAUUGUAAUUUCAACCAGAAGUAAAUUUUUUCUUUUGAAGGAAAUGUUCUCUUUAUACAGCCUAGUUAAUGUUUAAAAAGAUGCUUGGUUUUAUUUGUCACCUAGUUGAGCGGUAGCGAUCCUUUCUAAAUGUUAUACAAAACGAUUCAGUUCAAAAUAGUGUUUUUUUGAAUCUUACAAAGUAAUGUUUUGCUUAUUUUGUGACAGUAAGAAACGAAAAGUGCAAAAGUACAGAACCCCCCUAGUUUUCCUUACAAUCAGAACCCCUUUUCACCUUGUAAAGUGUGAAUCACCUUCCCUUUUUGUACAGAAGAUGAACUGUAUUUUGCAUUUUGUCUACUUGUAAGUGAAUGUAACAUACUGUCAAUUUUCCUUGUUUGAAUAUAGAAUUGUAACACUACACGGUGUACAUUUACAGAGCCUUGUGUAUAUUUCCAAUGAACUUUUUUGCAAGCACACUUGUAACCAUAUGUGUAUAAUUAACAAACCUGUGUAUGCUUAUGCCUGGGCGACUAUUUUUUGUAACUCUUGUGUAGAUUGUCUCUAAACAACGUGUGAUCUUUAUUUUGAAAAAUACAGAACUUUGGAAUCUGG